This is a messenger RNA of Delphinapterus leucas (beluga whale), 2591 nucleotides long. NCBI's taxonomy places the organism in Eukaryota, Metazoa, Chordata, Mammalia, Artiodactyla, Monodontidae. The record is from RefSeq and is a predicted model, not a curated record.
ACUUCAAAGUGAAAUAAAAGGAAAUAAAAUCCAUGAUGAGCAUCUUUUCAUCAUAACUCAUCAAGGUAAGUUGCACACAAGAUUGGACAGUAGCUAUUCAUAGGAAUUUUCCAUCAGUAAUGAGGAAAGGUAGCACACUUUUACCUGUAAGACGGUGGAGGACUAAGAAAUCACUGUCGUUAGGAUGCUCGCGAAUACUUGGCUACCAGAUAAGUUCUCAUAGGACCUCCUUCUGUGAUUUAUAACAGUCUUCUUUCUGCUACCUCGGUGCUUGUUGGAUCAGUUAGGACUCUGUCCUAAACCCAAGGGGGCUUUCUAUCUCUUGGAAUUCACGAAGAAUUUGCAAGCUAAGAUGUCACUUUUUUCCACUUGGAACGUUAGGAGACUAUUUUCAAGAAACAGAUCCCUCACAUUUACUGUAACUUUACAUAUCCUACAGAGAGCUGGUACUGAAUAGGAAUGUGAAUUUUGCCUAAAAUGUGUGUUCCUACUCUCCAUACUUCUGCUUCUGGGUAGCGGUUUUUAACGUAGAGUCCUUGACUUUGGAAGUUUAGGAAGUCCCUGAACUCUUUGAAAUUUUGUGCAAAAUUUCACAAACAUGUCUUUCAGAGGUCUGUGACCCCCAAACCUUUAGAUUUCCUCUAAGAUUGUUGGUGUCAUAAUACUGCCCUCUGGCUGACCAGGGCCCAGUGACUCAUGCGGGUCGGUGCUGCGUUUCUAGAUGUUUCCUUGUCCUAUCAAUUCUUUGUGCCUUUCCCUCAAAUGAUUGUUUUCUUCACGGACUGGCUAAUAUGAUCGUCUCCUUUGAGUUAAACAAAAUUAAAAAUGGAAAAUAAUGAGGCUAAUGUGUUACUUCUCCUGUUUUUUUAUGUUGACAUUAUCAGUGGCUCGAAGGCAAAAUCAGCAGGGGAGGAAUCACCGCAGGGCAGCACACGCUGGGAAUCAGAAAUUUGUUUCGAAUCCCAUCUCUACCAUUAAAGACGGUGGAACCUCGGUCAGGUUUCUUGACCAGUAAUUCUCGCCAUUUCCCCACCUGCACAAUGGAAAGAAUGAUUGUUUCCUCUCAUGUACAGAGUUGUGAGGAUGACACGGGUAACGUGCGCUCGGCGCUGAGCUCAAGCUUAUGAACUCUGGUUUAAGCAGAUCCUCUGGGAACUGGAUUCUGUUCGCGAGAUCUUUCAGCAUGGCCACGUACCAGAAUUGUAUUUCUACUGAACGUCUGCAUGGGAAGACAGGAGCAAUGGUCAGGGAUGAGAGGAACAUGCUGAAGGUGGUGACCCGAAUGCACCGAGUGGGUGUGAUCCUCAAGCUCUUGGUCCAGCAGUUUUCCGUCCUGGAGACCAUGACAGCCUUGGACUUCAACGACUUCAGAGAGUACUUAUUCCCGGCAUCAGGCUUCCAGAGUCUGCAGUUCCGACUGUUAGAAAACAAGAUAGGGGUUCUUCAGAGCUUGAGGGUCCCUUACAACAGAAGACACUACCGUGAUAACUUCAGGGGAGAAGACAACGAGUUACUACUGAAGUCCGAGCAGGAAAGGACCCUCCUGCAGCUGGUGGAGGCAUGGCUGGAAAGAACCCCAGGUUUAGAGCCACAUGGAUUUAACUUCUGGAGAAAGUUUGAAAACAACAUUGUCAAAGGCCUGGAAGAAGAAUUCACAAGAAUUCAGGCCAAGGAAGAGUCAGAGGAAAAGGAGGAACAAAAGGCUGAAUUUCAGAAGCAGAAAGAGGUGUUACUAUCCUUAUUUGAUGAGAAACGCCAUGAGCAUCUCCUUAGUAAAGGAGAGAGACGGCUAUCAUACAAAGCACUUCAGGGGGCCUUGAUGAUAUACUUUUACAGGGAAGAGCCCAGGUUCCAGGUCCCUUUCCAGCUGCUGACCUCCCUCAUGGACAUGGACUCGCUCAUGACCAAGUGGAGAUACAACCAUGUGUGCGUGGUGCACAGAAUGCUGGGCAGCAAGGCGGGCACCGGCGGGUCCUCGGGGUACCAGUACCUGCGCUCCACGGUGAGUGACAGGUACAAGGUGUUUGUAGAUUUAUUUAAUCUCUCAACAUAUCUGGUUCCCCGACACUGGAUACCGAAGAUGAACCCAAUUAUCCAUAAGUUCCUUUACACAGCUGAAUACUGUGACAGCUCUUACUUCAGCAGUGAUGAAUCCGAUUAGAGUCAUCCGCACAAGCUUAUGAAGAACAUUGAUUUCUCAGUCUGCGGUCUUUAUUGUCUAUGCAUUUUCAUGACUGCAGACUCCUAAUGUAAUACAUGUUUAUACAUAUAUAUAGCAUAUAUAGCAGUGUAGCACUGAUUCAAUCCUAAAAAUAAUUUUAUUACCUCAUGUUUGUGAUGAUAUCAGACUCAACAGUAAGAAAUUCAGUUACAUUGUAACAUUGUACCUAGUGUUUUCCUAUUAGAGACAAUGUCCCUGUGUUUACCUCAAUGUAACCAUUUAAUGUAAUAAUUUUCUGUUUCAUACCUUAUAAGCUUGUAAACUUCAGCUAUUUCAAAUAUUUUAUGCAAUAAAAUGUGUCAUUCUGUACAAAGAUGUGUUCAAUCAAAAAGUUUUGUAAAUAGUAAAUAAACUUUAGUCUUUUGACAUA